AUGCUGGCGCUCCGCUGCGGCCCCCGCCUGCUCGGCCUGCUAUCGGGCCCGCGCUCAGCGCACCUGCGCCUCCCCGCGGUCCGCGCUUGCAGCAGCGGCAGCGGCUCCCGCGGCCCGUCCUCUUCCUCCGGGAACCCGCUUGUGUACCUGGACGUGGGCGCUGACGGGCAGCCGCUCGGCCGCGUGGUGCUGGAGCUGAAGGCCGACGUCGUCCCAAAGACAGCAGAGAACUUCAGAGCCCUGUGCACCGGGGAGAAGGGCUUUGGGUACAAAGGGUCUACAUUCCACAGAGUGAUUCCGUCCUUCAUGUGCCAGGCCGGUGACUUCACCAACCACAACGGCACAGGGGGAAAGUCCAUCUAUGGAAGCCGCUUUCCUGAUGAGAACUUCAAACUGAAGCAUGAGGGGCCAGGUGUCCUGUCCAUGGCCAAUGCGGGCCCCAACACCAACGGCUCCCAGUUCUUCAUUUGUACCACAAAGACAGACUGGCUGGAUGGCAGACAUGUUGUGUUUGGCCAUGUGAAAGAGGGCAUGGACGUCGUGAAGAAGAUAGAAUCUUUCGGCUCCAAGAGUGGGAAGACAUCCAAGAAGAUCGUCAUCACAGACUGCGGCCAGUUGAGCUGA
Rangifer tarandus platyrhynchus (Svalbard reindeer) is the source of this 624-nucleotide messenger RNA. NCBI's taxonomy places the organism in Eukaryota, Metazoa, Chordata, Mammalia, Artiodactyla, Cervidae. The record is from the annotation of a GenBank genome assembly.